Messenger RNA from Malania oleifera, 1010 nucleotides. RefSeq lists its product as uncharacterized. The coding region runs from base 173 to 733 and encodes 186 amino acids. Gene Ontology annotation, biological process: maturation of 5.8S rRNA. The record is from RefSeq and is a predicted model, not a curated record. NCBI's taxonomy places the organism in Eukaryota, Viridiplantae, Streptophyta, Magnoliopsida, Santalales, Ximeniaceae. The transcript has 5 exons.
AGGGGCACAUUCGUCUUUUCAGGACGAAGCGCAAUUCAUUCUCUGAAACCCUCGGUCCCUCGCUGUGUCGCGCAAACACGAGGCUUCUUCACCGCACAGAGAGAGGGAGGGAGGGGGAGGGUGAGGGUAAUUUCUUUCAGAACUCUCUUCAAAGGGAAGCUCAGAAGCUAUAAUGGCGAAGCGCGAGCUCUCCAGCACUUUGAAGAACUUGAAGUUUAUGCAAAGGGCUGCUCAGAGGGAGGAGAAAACUAAGAAGGAAGAGGAGGUUAAACCAGAUGGAAACUUCUUUUCCACUGGUACCCUACAUAGAAAAUGUGUGGUCAUAAUAGAAGGGGAUCCCCAUCCAGGGGCUGUUAGAGGCAGAAUGUCAUUUCAGAGUUUCAAUCCUUCUAUUGAUAAAAUGAAUGAAGAAGCAGCAAACCUUCGUCAACCAGAAACCUCUGCCACAUGUAGCAAUCAAAAUGAAAAAACUUCUGAUAGAGAAAAUGGAUACUCGGGGGAUGGAGGAGGGAGCCUGAAUGUUGAUAGCACAAACAAUGGCGAUGGUGACCUUAAAAGAAAACAGUCUGAAGUAGUCUCCCAAACACCAUACCCAAAUAAAUCACACAAAAAUGUUCAAGGCAAUCAACAGCCAUCGCCAAAUAGCAGCGGAGGCACUCACAAGCAGUCGAAGCGCGAAAAGCUGGAUUGGAGUGUUCUACGACCGCCCAAGUGUCAAAGCAAGAGAGGGUGAGUAUGAAUAAUUACUUCAGCCACAUGCUGAGGUUGUGUUGUAUGACUUCAGGACCUGUGUAGGCCUCAAAUCUGUAGCCUUUUCAUGUCAACCGCCCAUUCAAACUGGACGGGCAAAGUGUUCUCUAUUCUUGUAUAUUACCCCCUUAUUAAUUUCCUGAAUCUUUGAUUUAACUUUUACUUUGAAUGUUAGAUUUUGCGACGAUAUAUUGCGCGAGCAAGAUUAGUGGAAAUUUGGUCCCAUUGGUGCUAUAAUAUUCAUUAAUAUUUUUCAGUCA